Molecule: messenger RNA, 1980 nt
Organism: Cyphellophora europaea CBS 101466
Lineage: Eukaryota; Fungi; Ascomycota; Eurotiomycetes; Chaetothyriales; Cyphellophoraceae
Exons: 4
Coding region: 1-1980 (659 amino acids)
Biological process (GO): anterograde axonal transport
Cellular component (GO): mitochondrion
Source: RefSeq, a predicted model, not a curated record
AUGGCCUCCGAAAACCCGCUUCCGGAUAGCAGCUUGCCUGUGAAGGUCGCUGAGCCGGAUCUCAGCGCGCCGCCGUCUCUUGCCGAACCUGCUAGUGGUCCUGCUGCGGCCAUACCUGGAGCCGAGGGCAACGCAUCAGUUGACAAGCCCGCUGCCAAAGGCAAACCUCCCUGCAACACAUUUCAACUGUUCUGUGCUAACUAUAAACCAGCUCCUGAGCCUGCUGUGAACGGUGCGAAUGAUUCCGCGCCUCAAGAAGCUCCUGCCGACGCGCCUCCGCCGCCCUCCAAAGAGUCGGCAGCUGAUGGCGCCGCGCCCUCCCCAGCCGAGCCAGCUUCAGAAGAGUCGGCGCCAAAGACGGCCGAGCAACCUGCGCCAGAGUCUACCGCCGAUGAGACCACGGCCGAUGCCAAUGGUACACCUGGUGCCAAGAAAGGCUCCAAUGGGAAGAGAAAAUCUGUGGUUCCAGAGCACAACAAGAAGCUGAACAAGAAAAAAUCCGCAGCCAAAAUCACGCAUCUCGAUGCGCAGCCCGGAGAUUAUUAUUUCGCGCGUCUCAAGAGCUACCCGCCGUGGCCUGCUAUCGUCUGCGACGAGGACAUCCUGCCCAGCACCCUACUCAACACGCGGCCAGUCACCACCAAGAAGGUCGAUGGCACCUACAACGAGGCCUACGCUGAUGGCGGCAAGAAGGUCUCUGAGCGGACGUUCCCGGUCAUGUUCCUACAUACGAAUGAAUUUGCCUGGAUUCCCAACACAGACCUAGCUGACCUGGAUCCGGAGCAAUGCAAGAACGCGUCGGAGAAAGGCAAGACCAAGGCUCUCGUGGCUGCUUACGCGGUCGCCGCUGAGAACCAUGAUCUUGACCAUUUCAAGAAUAUGCUGGCUGAGCACGCCAAAGCCAUGGAGGAGGACGAGAUCCGGAAGCACGAAGAGCAACAAGCGAAGCUCGAGGCGAAGAGCAAGGCAAAAGCAGACAAGAAAAAGCGCAAGAGCGAGCCCAAGCCAAAGGCCGCCGACGAUGACGAGGAUCUUGAGAUGGCGGACGUCGAUGAUUCUGCAGAAGUCAAGAAAUCGUCAAAGAAGCGCAAGAAGGUCGCCGAUAGUGAUGAUGAAGCGGUUGAGAAACCUGCGAAGACUCCCAAGACCAAGCUGAAGCUGACGACCAAGCCACAAACUGCUGAAAAGCCGGCCAAAAAGCCCGCGAAGAAGACCGAGAAACGCAAAUCCAAGGCUGCCGCCGAGGAUGUUGAGGAUAUGCCCGAUGCGCCAGAGGAAGAAGAGCCACCUAAGCAGCUCGAUCCUGCUGCGCAGAGGAAAGCUCGUGAAAAAGAAGUUCUGUUCCUUCGUCAUAGACUUCAGAAGGGCUUCCUGACCCGUGACCAAGCUCCUCAGGAGGACGAUAUGCCUCAGAUGUCUCAGUAUAUCAAGAAACUUGAAGACUAUGAAGAUCUCGAAGUCAGCAUCAUCCGCACCACCAAGAUCAACAAGGUUUUGAAGGCCUUGAUCAAGCUUAACACUAUCCCCAAAGAUGAAGAGUUCGCCUUUCGGAAGCGCUCGGUGGAUCUUCUGAGCAAAUGGACCAAGAUACUUGGUGCAGAGCCGCAGGAAUCCGAGGAUAAGGAGACAGCCAAGUCGACCCCUGCAACAAAUGGUGUUCACGAGAACGGUGCUGGGGAGACGGAGGAGGCCAAAAAGGACGAGCCGGCUCCGGCAGCCGAGCCUGAGCCUGAGCCAGCUGACAAGACACCGGCUACUGAGCAGAAGGAAGAGCCAAAGCCAGCGGAGCCAGAUGCAGCCCCCGCCACUUCUGAGGAGAAGCCUGCUGAAGCUGCUGCCCCAGCUCCUGCCCCAGCGGUCGAAGAGCCCAAGACGGAGGUUUCUGCUGCUACUGCUGUCGAACCAUCCACCAGCGACAAGGCGCCAGAGUCGGCCCCGGGCGCGGCAGAGGCCAUCGACACCGUCAAGGCCAGCGAGUAA